Molecule: messenger RNA, 590 nt
Organism: Postia placenta MAD-698-R-SB12
Lineage: Eukaryota; Fungi; Basidiomycota; Agaricomycetes; Polyporales; Adustoporiaceae
Exons: 4
Coding region: 57-437 (126 amino acids)
Cellular component (GO): cytosol; mitochondrion
Molecular function (GO): deaminase activity
Source: RefSeq, a predicted model, not a curated record
AGGCACGUCUGCUCUCUUCUCGUCUCGACACCCUACACGGCACGAACAACUGCAUCAUGGUCAAGACAUGCGUCACCAGCAGUGAGGCCGUCCCGCCUCUCCCCUUCUACUCCCAUGCGACUGUCUCUGGGAAGACGGUCUACGUCUCUGGCAGCAUCGGCUGCGACAAGGACUUCAAGCUUGCUGGUGGCCUCGAGGAACAGACACGCGCUGGGAUCGAGAACAUGCUCAAGAUCGUGCGAUCGGCUGGCGCGGACGUGCAGAACAUCCUCAAGGUAAACAUCUACCUCACAAACCUCAAGGAGGACUUUGCGCCCAUGAACAAGAUCUACGCAACGUACUUCAAGGAGAACGCCCCUGCGCGCACGUGCGUCGGUGUUGCAGUCCUGCCAUUGGGUGCAUCCUUCGAGAUUGAAUGCAUCUGCGAACUUCCGUGAAAGCCAGCACAGUGAGAUUCACCAUGGCCCAGGGUGACAGGUUAGCAGUCUAGCAAAACGUUCGAACGCGCUGUACAAUAUGAGUUCCAAAAUCGACAUGCUUAUUGUAUGAUUUGGCCCGCACGCGAGAGAACGAGUUGUCUAUUUCUGGGA